AAUCGCUGCUCCGGACAUAUCUGUCAUGCUUCGGCGUCCUGUUCCUGUGGGAGUAAGCGGUCAACAUGCAGCUUGGGCGUGUUUGUGUGUAACAAAGGCGGUGUAAAACAGUUGAGCGCACUCUGAUGCACAUACAAGCAUUGAAGAACAUCAGCAAACUGCAAAAUUGCUUUUUUCCCCCGCAAGAAGAUGUGUGCUAAAAAUAAGCGACUGUCAAUGGCGAGAUACUUUCAAGCGUGAGGCGCGUGGAGUGAUUUAGCCCAUUGAUCGACAAUGGGAAGGAGGCGGAUCCGGCUCUAGUGGCGUCAUUCUGAGGGAUCUGAAGAUGGCUCCUCUAUACGCGUAUCUGGCACACAGCUGCGUCAACGCUCAGCUGUCAGAACACAUAUUGGUGUGAGUAGGAAGGGUUGAAAGUAGAAAUACAACGAGACUGACAGGCAGACCUCCGUCGCUUGAACUCACCUUUGAUCAGUGCGACACCGCCGCUCCAGCCGCCGCGCGCACGCCGGAGCCAUGGGGUCGACCACGGACCAAGAAUUUAAAGAUAAAUUGCUGUGGAAUGUGAAACGGGAGGUGAAGCAGCUCAUGGAAGAGGCUGUCACCAAGAAGUUUGUGCACGAGGACAGCAGCCACGUCAUUGCCCUCUGCAGUACGAUUGAGGCCUGUCUGGGGCACAUGCUGAAGCGACGGGCUGCGGGUUUUCUGCGCAGCGAUAAGAUCGCUGCUCUCUUCACUAAGAUGGGGAAGGUGAAUGAGACAGUGGGGGAGGUGUGCCGCAAGGUGCAGGAGCAGCUGCAGCAGCAAGCCGAGGCCACCAGGAGGAUGCAGAGCUCAGCUCAGGCAUGCCGGCGGCGCAGGAUCGCCGCGGCUGAAGCACUGGGCGGCCCUGCCCCCUCUCGCCCAGGCCAUAAAGCACAUCUGGGUGUCUGUACUGAGUGUUGCUCUGUGCAGGGGGGUGAGGUGUCUGUACUGAGUGUUGGUCUGUCGUCUCUCUGCAGUCAGUACUACGAGAAGGAAGCUCUGAUGCACGACUUGGUCUGUGGUCCCAUCCUGGCAGCUCUGCUGGUUGGGCCUUGUGCGCUGGAGUACACCAAGUUAAAAACCUCGGAUCACUUCUGGACCGACCCGUCAGCCAAUGAGCUGGUCCAGAGACACCGGAUCCACGGGGCCCACCGGGGCCAGGACCCCUCGCCCAGCAGGAGGCCCGCCCUGGGGAUCCGGAAGCGGCAGUCCAGCGGCAGCAUGUCGGAGGACAGGUUCGCUGCGUCGGCGCGUGAAUACGUGGAGUCGCUGCACCAGAACUCACGAACGCACCUGCUCUACGGCAAGAACAACGUGCUGGUGCAGCCGAAGAAGGACAUGGAGGUUUUGCGGGGGUACCUCUCUCUCCACCAGGCGGGGGAGAACCUCACCCUCAAGUGGACCCCAAAUCAGCUGAUCAACGGAACGCUGGGAGACUGCCACCUGGAGAACAGUAUAUACUGGGACUAUGCUCUGACUGUGCCUAUCCGCCAGAUCGUGUGCCUCCACUGUCAUCAGCGAGCGGACUCCGGGGGCACCCUGGUGCUGGUGAGCCAGGACGGCAUCCAGCGCCCCCCCUUGCUCUUCCCCCCCGGGGGACACCUGCUGGCCUUCCUGUCCUGCCUGGAAAGCGGCCUGCUCCCCCGCGGGCAGCUGGAGCCCCCCCUCUGGUCCCAGCGGGGCAAGGGUAAGGUCUUCCCCAAGCUGAGGAAGAGGAACAGUACGGCCCGUCUUGGGGGGGAGGAGGUGGGGAGAGAGGAGGAGGUGGCUGCUGACUACGUCUUCCGCAUCGUCUACCCUGGCCACCGCCACGAGUCCAUCACUAUAAACUACCACCACACGACGGGCAGUCGCGCGCCCUCGCUGGACGACGACGAGGAGGAGGAAGAUAGACUUCACGCAAUGAUCUCAAUGAUCUGCUCGCGGAACCUCACAGACUCAAAUGCCAUGAAAGACCAUGGGGAGAUGCUGGAGGGACAGGCCUUUGGGGGAAGCCCGUUGUCAUGGCAGCAGGGAGAGUGCAGCAGCCACAUGUCGUCCUGCCUGUCCUGCUCCACCGGGGGCAGCAGCGCGUCCAUCGAGCUUCCCCCCGGCUGCACCUGCAUCCACGACCGGAUUCCUCUGAAGAUGCUGUGCCAGAACAUGAAGAGGCAGAUCGUCUCCAGGGCCUUUUACGGCUGGCUGGCGUACUGUCGGCACCUGUCCACCGUGCGCACACACCUGUCAGCGCUGGUCAACCACAGCAUCGUCCCGCCUGACAAGCCCUGCGAGGCGUCAGGGGGUCUGAGUAAGGACGUCUGGAGCAAGUACCAGAAGGACCGCAAGAACUACAAAGAGCUGGAGCUCCUGCGAUUGGUCUACUACGGAGGGGUGGAGCACGAGAUCAGGAAAGAGGUGUGGCCUUUCCUGUUGGGCCAUUACAGGUUUGGCAUGAGCAAGAAGGACAUGACACAGAUCGAUGAGAAGAUCACGGCCAGGUAUGAACAGGUGAUGCGGGAGUGGAAGGCGUGUGAGGUCAUAGUGAAGCAGAGGGAGAAGGAGUCAACAUCGGCCAUCUUGGCCAAACUGUCCUCUGGGAGCAGCAUCGACAGCCACGUCCUGAGACUCAUCCACAGAGACUCAACUCUGAGCAACGAGGUGAGAAGACACUUCACACACACACGCGCACACAUACAUGCACACGCACACACACACACACACACUACCAUGCCCGCGUCUUUCUCCUCAUACACGAUUGAGCUGCUGGACACUGUAGCUCUAAACCUCCACAGGAUCGACAAGGACGUCCAGCGCUGCGACCGCAAUUACUACUACUUCACCCCCGCCAACCUGGAGAAACUGCGCAACAUCAUGUGCAGUUACGUGUGGGAGCACCUGCAGGUGGGGUAUGUCCAGGGCAUGUGUGACCUGCUGGCCCCGCUAAUGGUCAUUCUGGAAGAUGAAUGCCUUGCAUACAGCUGCUUCACCCAGUUGAUGAAGAGGAUGAGCCAGAACUUCCCCAGCGGGGGCGCCAUGGAUACUCACUUUGCGAACAUGAGGUCGCUGAUACAGAUCCUGGACUCAGAGCUGUUUGAGCUGAUGCAACAGAAUGGGGACUACACACACUUCUACUUCUGCUACCGCUGGUUCCUCCUGGACUUCAAACGAGAGAUGCUCUAUGAGGACGUGUUUUCGGUGUGGGAGGUGAUCUGGGUGGCUCCUCGGAUCUCUUCCCGGCACUUUGUCCUGUUCAUCGCCCUGGCGCUGGUGGAGGUGUACCGGGAGAUCAUCCGCGACAACAACAUGGACUUCACCGACAUCAUCAAGUUUUUCAACGGUGAGUUACUGACUGCUGUGUGUGUGUAUGUGUGUGUCUAAGAGAGGACUCUCUGUGUGUUUGUGUGUGUCUAAGAGAGGACUCUCUGUGUGUUUGUGUGUGUCUAAGAGAGGACUCUCUGUGUGUUUGUGUGUGUCUAAGAGAGGACUCUCUGUGUGUAUGUGUGUGUCUAAGAGAGGACUCUCUGUGUGUAUGUGUGUGUCUAAGAGAGGACUCACUGUGUGUGUGUGUGUCUCAGAGAGGACUCACUGUGUGUGUGUGUGUGUGUGUGUGUGUCUAAGAGAGGACUCUGUGUGUGUGUGUGUGUGUGUCUCAGAGAGGACUCACUGUGUGUGUGUGUGUGUGUGUGUCUAAGAGAGGACUCUCUGUGUGUAUGUGUGUGUCUAAGAGAGGACUCACUGUGUGUAUGUGUGUGUCUAAGAGAGGACUCACUGUGUGUAUGUGUGUGUCUAAGAGAGGACUCACUGU
Molecule: messenger RNA, 3805 nt
Organism: Anguilla rostrata (American eel)
Lineage: Eukaryota; Metazoa; Chordata; Actinopteri; Anguilliformes; Anguillidae
Gene: sgsm2
Product: small G protein signaling modulator 2
Exons: 23
Coding region: 514-3378 (954 amino acids)
Biological process (GO): activation of GTPase activity
Molecular function (GO): GTPase activator activity
Source: RefSeq, a predicted model, not a curated record